UGUGUGUGCGUGUGUUCGAAUGUAUCCUGGCGCAGCUGCAUUUUGAAUCGAUUCAUGUAUGCAGUGUGUUUCGUUUUGUGCUGUAUUAUCCUUGCUAUUAUACGUGUAAAGUAUUCGACCGUCCAGUGAUCGCCAGUGAGUGUCUAAAUCACGUAGAGUUUCACUCAGUGCGUUUACGAUUAUUUUGUCACAUUGUGUCGAGUCCUGUUUUCUCAAUUCCUUUUAUGCCGAAUUCUUGCAAUUUAUGAUAGUGUACUGUGUUUAUCGUCAGGACGCGAUACCAGACGCGCUGGGUGCAUCACCCUCGAUGAGCGUCCUGCGAGAAACUCGAUACGUAAAUAAAUAGUGACUGACCACGAUUUUCGUGGUAAUCAUCAUCGUCUCAUUUUUUUCGUACAAUCGCAAUAUUUCAGUAUAAAGUGUAAUAUUUAAGGCGUUUUGACCAGUGCGUGAAUCUCAGAUAUAUACGCGUCAGCGAUUCGUCAACUCCCUAUUUUCAGCUGCACGCUAUAUACAAAGAGUCAAAGAUGAGCCAAUCCGGGGACGUCAAGACGACGGAGAAGAGCACGGACAAAAAAGAGAUCGCUCACGAAGAGGAGGAAAGAGAGAAGAUGCUGAACGCGGAGAACACGAGGCACGACACCUCCGAAACGCAAGAGAACUCCGAGGAGCAACGGCCCAGGAAGAAGAUACCGAUCGGGGGAAUAAAAAUGCCCGGAUUUUGCCGAACCAAGAGCAAAGAGCCCUGCAAGGACGACGAGAGCAAACCCGCGGAAUCGGUGAACCUGGAAAUUCCGAAAAAGAGUGCAGACUCGCAGCCGCCAAUCUCAGAGAAACCUACGACUCCAGUGAAGGAGGCUAAGGAUGCCAAGGAUGCUAAGGAGGGUAAGGAGAAGGAGGGACGUCGCGGUAUACUCGACGCCAUACGGCUUCCGCUGGUGUCUGUGUUUCCACGGAAGAAAAACAAGGAAGGGUGCGACGCAGAACGUGGAACCACAGCAGUUGCCGGCUUGGCAAGCGUCGAGACGCUCGACGAGGGUGUAGCUGUUGGUGAAAAAACAGCCCCAAACAACGACGACGGUAUGGAGACGGUACGCCUUGACAAAGAUGGUGUCGAGCCAGUGGCACCAUUACCGAAACAGCACCCCAUUCUAGCUUUCUUAUCGAUGGCAAGAAGGAACUUGUUUGUCACAGUUGGCACGCUGCUUAUUAUUCUCCUGAUGAUAAUAAUCUUGGGUAUCGCCUGCGCUGGUCCACGUUAUGAGCCCGCCGCUCUACUGCGUGAUUCGCGAUUCAUUUCGGCUGUUACGUCCUGCGGUCCUGUCGAAGGUGUCCUUGAGGAUGGUGCAUACGCUUUCCGGGGUAUACCGUAUGCGGUACCACCCGUCGAUACUCGUAGAUGGUUGCCAGCGGAAAACCUUGAGCGGAUUGAAAAUUGUUGGACGGGAACUUAUGCGGCCCACAAUGCUUCCGAGAAGUGCUGGCAGUAUGACGCCUCAGGUCGUCACGAUGGUGUCGAGGAUUGCCUCUAUUUGGACGUGUUCACCCCGGACGUCCGGUACCACUCUCCGUUACCUGUCGUCGUCAUGAUCGGUGCUGAAACCCUCAGUGGCACUUCACCGGGUGUGAUGCAAGCCUCGGCUAAACUUGCCAGAGACCGGGAUAUUGUUUUCGUUCGACCCAAUUUCAGGCUCGGAAUUUUCGGAUUCCUCGCGGCCGAGCCGUUGACGCGAUCAACACACCCGCCGACAUCUGGAAAUUAUGGUCUCUCUGAUGUGAUUGCGGCUUUGAAUUGGGUGAAACUGAACAUCGAGCAUUUCGGUGGUAACAAGUCAUCGGUUACGUUGUGGGGUCACCGGGCUGGCGGGACCCUGGUUACGACCCUCGUCGGCUCGCCACGGACCAAGGGUCUUUUCGCUCGCGCCUGGGUGUCAAGCGGUGGUGCUAUAUUCCCAGGCAAGCCACUAUCCGAAGCUGAACAAAUAAAUGACCAAUUUCUCGAGUCGGCGAGAUGCACGGACGCAGCCUGCCUCAGACAGAAGACUGCUGUGGAGCUUAUGAACGCUGUACCCUCGACCUGGUAUCUUUCCGACACGAAACUUCCCGAGCCACGAGAAGCCACGGUGGAGCGCAGGCAUGAGUGGCUCGUUCUGGACAACGUGAUCCUGCGUGAGCACGUCGGCCAGGUCUGGGCGGGAACGACUCUCCCAGUCAGUCUCGUCAUGGGUACAACCGCUCAGGCUGGCACCCCGGCGCAGCUUCUGGCUCCUAACGCAACCCUUAACGCGAGUGAAGCAGAGAAGAUGGUUCGCGAGUCGCUCCUAGGUACUAUGGGUCUCGCUGACGAAGCGCUGCGUCGGUAUAGCCCGACCCUUAAGGGCAUUGCAACGAUGAUCUCAGACAUCCGGGUGGUUUGUCCUCUCCUGACGGUCGCUCUGCAGCAGUCGACCAUACCAUUUUACGUUGUUACUCAGCCCCGCGGGGUUGCGGGACUUGCCGAUGUCGACAGCGACGCGGCCGCCAUUCUGGGCACCUACGCAGCUAGAACAUCCGAGGAGAAGAGACAUGUGACGGCGAUGCAGCAGCUUUUCAAUCACUAUGUAUGGCAUGGGGAGGUCGCUCAGGCCACUUCCAAUCUCAAAACAAGCAAAACUCUCGUUGUCGGUCAGGAUGUCCUCCCGGUACAGAGCUAUGAAAAUUGUGAUUUUUGGAUAAACAAAGACAUUGUCCCGAGAUAUGCGAGGGCCGAUUAAAUAUGUCUAUAAUCCGCAGAUACACGCUGAAAUCUUUUGGAUGAAUUUACUUGUGACGAAGAUACGUAAGUUUAAGUAGGGGUUACCCUGCAAAUGUAGCUGUAAGAAGUAACAGCCGUAGAAGCUUGCCAAUUUUUUCUUUGUAUCUGUUUGAACAACCAACAUGUA
Diprion similis is the source of this 2921-nucleotide messenger RNA. It is a transcript of the gene Nrt, whose product is annotated as neurotactin. Bases 528 to 2753 code for a protein of 741 amino acids. The transcript is spliced from 6 exons. The record is from RefSeq and is a predicted model, not a curated record. NCBI's taxonomy places the organism in Eukaryota, Metazoa, Arthropoda, Insecta, Hymenoptera, Diprionidae.